AUGUGUUUUGGGCGCGCAAUGUUAGCGAUUUUAUUGUAUUUAAAUGUCUGUCAGACGGAUUUUGGUGCAGUGCGCUGUUUUGUCUCUACAAGACACAUGCAUGUUUUAUCCGUGUUGUAAAUGCUGCUUCUCACGGAUAGACGUUCAACAACAUGACCUGAAAAUAUGCAGAUGCUCCAAGUGUGGUUACAACUGUCUGAGGGAAGAGGUUGAUUACAGAUACCGCCUGUCACUGAGGGUGUCCCGGGACACCUGUAUAUUUGGAGUCACAGUUUUUGGAACAUGCUUGAAUCAGUUCUUCGGCAUUCAUGCAAGUGGUUUACAGAGGUUUGUAGAGGACUUGGAUUAUCCACCUGAAGCACCAACCAGAUCCAGAUUGUUGGUAAAGGCCGUUGAGGACUGUUUCAUUGGAAGACAUUUUAUCUUUGGGAUAAAGGUCACUGAUGCAGAAAGUGGUCCAUGGUUCAGAAGACAUGUUAGCUCUGCUAAUGAAGACAUGGCCCAGUUUAUAGCCAGUCAGAUGCUCCUCCCAAAGCCUGCAGUCCUGGGAAGCUGCACAGUGAUCAGUUAUUACAAAGUCCUUCUUCAGAAAGUUGCUGAAUAUUUGCAAGGAAAUGCUGAUCCCAACAAAACCUCCAGACUCAUAGCAGAAAUACCACUGCUGAUUUCCCAUCAGCGUCCAGACAACAGCUCCAGUAAUUCCACAUUCCUUGCCUUGGGGCUUUUAUCUCAAUCACUUCAAAGGUCACAGCACCAAGACUACACUCUUAAUCCCACCCCUCCAUGGCAACAAUCACUGGGCCUUGUUACUUCAUCAGCAGAACAGGAUGAGAGUUGCAGUGCCCUCGACCGUGAUGACAAGAACGAAGGACAGACAAACAACAAAAGUGUAUCUUGCCAUGCAGAGAAAACCUGUUUGGAGGAUAAUAAUGAUACAGAGUUAAUUCAUUUUUCUUUAGAGAGCUUUUCAGAUAGUAAUUCAUCACUGACCAGUUCAUUGAUGGACAAGGCUGACAGUAACACCCCCCUGCUGACCACUUGGUUCAGUCCAUCCCUGUCACAUGAGAGAAAACCUUUUCCAGUGACCCCCAUUGCGAAGAGAUUAACGUCUGGACAUCACAGCAAAACAUCUUUAUCAGGUGUCUUGGCUUGGGAUGAUUUGCCUUUCUCUGAGAGUCUUACAGAGUUUUUGCAGGAGGAAGACAAAUUGUGUGAAAGAGUUCAUCAGACAGAACCGAAUCUAAAUGUGCAAACUCAGAGUGAAGCAGCAACAAAUGACCUGCAAAUCAUAAAAUCACAAAACGACAAAUCAAUGAAAUCUGUUUCAGUUCACAAAAGCAACAGGCGCUCACAGGACAUGUUAUUCGACAAAACGGAGGCACCUGCAGUGAGUCAUGAAAGGGACUUGAUCCAGUAUUUAUCUGACCAGAGCAAUAAGGAGCCCUUUGGAUGUCUGAAAAACAGUCAAGCCAGCCAUCUUUGUUUCUGUGGGCAAGAGGAGUCUCAUGAGUCUUUGUCUUCAGGCAAAAGCAGCAGUGAUCAUGUUGAAGAGGAUGUCUAUGAUUGUUCAGCAGACCUAUUCAGCACCUCACUUGACAGUGAUAUGAACAGAAAGGCACCUGACCAAGAAGAAACUGUGAUACAGGUGCACAUACACAGAAGAACGCAGACAGUCAAUGCAGAAACAAGCCAACUUCUUUCCUCACCAGAAACAGAUCAGGGAUGGUGUGAAAAAGCCAACACAUCGUCUUCAGCAACACCAGAAAAAGGUCUCAAUGAGAAAUUACAAGAUGUCACAAAUGUUAACAGUGAUAAACUCACCAGUGUAGACAUGAUUCAUUACAGUUAUUCACAGUCUUUUGAUUUUAUCCCAUCGUCUCAGUCCACUCCCAUUGUAAAGGUGGCUGCUUUUACCCCAAGAAAUGAAACAUCUACUCAAAAAGACAGUUGGACAGAGAGUGCUGGUGCAAACUUAGUGUGCAGUGUGACAUCUAGCAAAUACAGCCAGACCUUCACCCCGAAGAGAAAGUUCUGGAAGGGGAACAAGUAUCAGUGCAAUCUACUGGCCUGCAGAAAACGGGCUGAGCCUACAGGAGUCCAUGAGUGUGAUGUGACUGCCUGUGACAAUGACGAUACUCAGUUAAUAGUUCCGCCCACUACUGUGAAAACGCAAGUACGUAUGAAAGCCAGAAUGAGAAAAUUGGCUGCUAACCAACGCUGCACCUUGUGUUUCACUCAGGAGGGGCAGCAGGAAAAGAAAAACAGUCAUAAAAGAACUUUGUUGGAUAAAUGUUCGGUAUCACCGAGAGCUCUGGCACAAACAGAAACCCAUGUAUUUUGUCAGAUGCAUGGCAGUGAGACAGCAGAGUGUGAUAACACAACAGUCAAUGAGGGGAAUCUGGGGGAAUCUAAUGGCCACAUCAGUGAGGCGUGUGAUUGCUCAAGGGAUUUGUUCUCUGACUCUGUCUGAGAAAUUCACGAGCAGAUCUUACAAAAAAAAAAAAAAAAAUUAUCAUAAGCUCACUCACUCAGACUUUGGUCUUGGCUCUGGCCUAGCC
Molecule: messenger RNA, 2558 nt
Organism: Thalassophryne amazonica
Lineage: Eukaryota; Metazoa; Chordata; Actinopteri; Batrachoidiformes; Batrachoididae
Gene: ddias
Product: DNA damage-induced apoptosis suppressor
Exons: 6
Coding region: 44-2470 (808 amino acids)
Biological process (GO): negative regulation of intrinsic apoptotic signaling pathway in response to DNA damage
Cellular component (GO): cytoplasm; nucleus
Source: RefSeq, a predicted model, not a curated record